AUGUCUCCGAUGCUUCUAAACCGACUCUCCGACGGUCCGUCGAUAGUCCUCUCUCCCCAGGAACACCCCUUCGUUCAAUUCCCCUCCCAGUCGAAGUUUGGGUCAUCACCGAAUGCCUUCCAGAGCUAUGCUGCAGACUCGAGCUCUCUCUUCGCCAAUGGCCUCAAGUCACACACUGCUCAAUCUGUAAACAAUGCAUCAUGGAAGCUGUCUUCCACACCCAAUGAUUUUGUCGCGAAACCGUCGCGCAAGAGGUCGCGUGAUGAUGCUGCUUUCGAAGAGGCUAUGAACGCCCCUGCCCCUGUCAUGCCAGCUCCCGCUCCUGCACCAAAGGAGGAGCCUAUUUAUGGAGAAGGCAUGGUGCUGCUAAACCCGCGUACUGGCAUGGCUGUUUCCGCCGAGAGCCAGACUGGUACGUGGUAUGAAGAGACUGCCGAGAAGAGCGCUGCCGCGGCUCCUCCUGUCUCGUCUCGAUCUCGGGGGCUCGCUUCCGGUUCGUCUGAUAUCCCUGGCCGCAAAUCCCAACGCCUCGACACCUCCGCUCCAGGCCUCGAUGAUAUUGCCAAGUCUUCGAUCAGCCAACGACUGCAAAAUCCUACCAAUGACGACAACCGCCGUGGCUUCGACUCCGUAAACGGGAUGAGCCCAUUUGCGCCCAAAGAACCUCUCGUCGAUGACGCGACUCGCCUCCUCGGUAUCAGCUGGCAACGAAUUAGCACCGAUGACACCGACAUUGCUGCUGCAGUGCGCGGCUGGAAGAAAUAUAUCGACAACCAGUUUUCAGCUCAUCUCCGGGACUCUCAAAUCCUCAUGAAGAACCGAGCUCUGAAUGCCUACCUCGUCGCUGCUCUUCCGAUGACAUUCACUGGACCCUCAAAUACUCUCGCCUUUUACCUGUUCAGUGAUGAUCUCAUCCAGGGCCAGCUUGUGGGUUCAACCUGGGAAGCCUGCCUCCAAAAUCUUCGAUCAUCCCCCAUCACAUUCGAAGGUGCACAGGUUCUUAGGGCCGCCGACAAGCCACUCGAUGGUCCUUGCGAGAACGGCUCUGUUCUUGGCUCCAACCCAAUGGAAACCGGUGUCCCCUUGCUUCAAUCUCUCUCUGCAUAUCCCACCAGCAACUUCGGGGGUGUCGGAAUGAAUGGAGGCGUAGGAACGGGGACGGGGAUGGAAAUCGACUCGUAA
This is a messenger RNA of Aspergillus wentii DTO 134E9, 1182 nucleotides long. RefSeq lists its product as uncharacterized. The transcript has a single exon. The coding region runs from base 1 to 1182 and encodes 393 amino acids. The record is from RefSeq and is a predicted model, not a curated record. NCBI's taxonomy places the organism in Eukaryota, Fungi, Ascomycota, Eurotiomycetes, Eurotiales, Aspergillaceae.